Messenger RNA from Achroia grisella, 3514 nucleotides. Its product is annotated as LIM domain only protein 3-like. Gene Ontology annotation, cellular component: nucleus. NCBI's taxonomy places the organism in Eukaryota, Metazoa, Arthropoda, Insecta, Lepidoptera, Pyralidae. The coding region runs from base 473 to 1189 and encodes 238 amino acids. Gene Ontology annotation, biological process: positive regulation of transcription by RNA polymerase II. The transcript is spliced from 7 exons. The record is from RefSeq and is a predicted model, not a curated record. Gene Ontology annotation, molecular function: transcription coactivator activity; DNA-binding transcription factor binding.
CUACUCGACCUGCUCGACUCGUAACUCGGCUCACUCCGUCGCGGAACUUCCUCGCGCGUGUACGUAUUAGUUUAGCCUCCUUGUGACUCAAACUUUACUCGAAAUGCGAAACGCCGCUCGUUGUAAUUUUUCGGCGUUUAAUUAAAAGUAUUCGAUAGAGCGACUUAAUUAACCGUUGCGAAACUAAUCGGACAUUAGCGUGGUUGUUCGGAAACGUUAGUUAACAUCACUGCAGCUCUUUACCAUCCGGAAAUUGAUAAAUCCCGCUAAGUGACAAUUGGUGUGGACGAAUAAAUUUUAAUAUAGUGUUUGCUUUGCCGUGACUGUGGAAUUUGUUUAUUGUGCGAAUAAUUGACUACUGUUUUGGAAAUAUCGUCUGUUUCGUUUAUUUUGUGCAUUUUGUACCCUAAGGAAAAUAUCGAUACUAGAUAAAUGAGUGUUGUGAUGCGUGUGUGACGAGCUCUUCACUACCAUGAUUCGUGACCCCCCGGCCAUGCAUAAACCCGACAACACAAAUAGUCAACAGGAAGAAAGCAAAUAUGGACUUAGCAGUGCCGUCGCGGGUAACACGGGGGGUGCAAGACUCUGCGCACAGUGCGGGAAAGUCAUUACUGAAAGGUUUCUUCUGAAGGCAAUGGAGAGGUUCUGGCAUGAAGACUGUCUCAAAUGUGGUUGUUGUGACUGUCGCCUGGGUGAAGUAGGCUCCAAAUUAUAUUACAAAGCUGACCUCAUGCUCUGUAAGAGGGAUUAUCUUAGGUUAUUCGGUGCCACAGGCAAUUGUGUGGCGUGCAACAAAGUCAUUCCCGCCUUCGAAAUGGUUAUGCGAGCUAAGAGUUUCGUUUACCACUUAGAAUGUUUUGCCUGUCAACAGUGCAAUCACAGGUUCUGCGUAGGCGAUAGAUUCUAUUUGUGUGACAACAAAAUACUUUGCGAGUAUGACUACGAGGAAAGACUAGUAUUUGCAAGUAUGGCAGCAAACCCCAGUGGACUAGCGCAUAUUCGAAGACAAGUCAGUGGUUUACAGUCGCCUAGCGGCGGGUACGUUGGCGGAGUUGCGGGCUGUGGGGCCGGUGCGCCGGCGGGUGUUGCGCUUGUAGAAAAGGACGGCGGUGGAUGUGCAGCCGCUGAUGAUGCAUCCAGCGGUUACGGGAGCCCGCCUGACCCCGAUGUGUGCGAUGCCGCGCGAUGACCGACAAUGCCCCGCCGACUUCUCGCCUCGGUGAAACCCCACUGAGUGUUGGCGAGACGCUUCAGCCGCAUGCAGACAGUUCCGAAGCGGGGCACAUCUCUGGCAAGCGGCGGACGUCUCUACACACGCGAACGGUAGAGUGGCGCACCAUAUCCGCAUCUUUAUAAUUUAGCCACCACUAAACGUUUAAUAUCUAUAGAAAUAGUUAUGUUGUUUCAUUUACCUAUUGUUUUAAUUCACUGGCGUGUCAUUGAUUAUGAAAAUAUUAUUUUAAGGAAUCUCUGAUGUAAUUAAUAAUAUUGCUAUCUGAAUUGUUACGUUACGUAGUGCAGAGCAGGCUAAGUGCAGAAUUUGUUUCAUCGCCAGGAGCCGUCUCGGCGAGCGCGUAUUUUACAAGCGCCAUAAGAGAGUACAUUAGGCUUAAAAGCGAGCCAGGGAUAUGUGGCCACUUUACAAAGCGUCCGGGAUGAGUCGCGAUAACGUUGUCAGAACACGAUAUUUCCAUUAUGUAUACGAUUUGAGCACUUGUUUACAUGUUAAGAUAGCGGCGUCGCGUGGGUAGGACGCGCGUUCUCGCUUGUACUGUAUGGUACCAUGUCUUGCGCUUAGCCAAUUUAGCCAACCUCGUAUUCAUCAAUGAUUGAAAUAUCGAAGAUACCGACAUGCGUUUCAAACAGUAGUUGUGUUAUUUUUUAUUAAAUAUAUGCACAAGUACAGUCGCCUACACUAACAUGUAAACACUUCAGAGCCUUUUCACAAUAGUUGUAACAUAUUUAGAAAUAUUAUUAAUUUCAGUGGUAAAGUACUAAGUGUUUACAUUUCGGUGUACGUAACUGUACAAGGUAAUUGUAUCUUGUACAUGGUUACGACGUUUUAUUAUUAAGAGGACCCUUUCCAUAAGACUGUCAACGUUUAAAUUGGUAAUAUUUUAAAUAUUAUUAAAUGAUUUUGAAUGUAUUACAACAUUUUAAUAUAAUAUAUCGAAAAUUGAAUAGUGAAAAUCAGUAUACGCAUGUUAAUAAUACAAACACACAUUCACCAUUAUAUUACAUAAUCUCUACCUAGAGUUUAUAUAUAUUAAGUAUAGACAUGCACAAUGGGCAUAGGUAAGUUGCAAAAACGAAUAAAGUUACAGAAAAUAAACAGCUACAACCACAUGUAAGAGAAUAUUAUAUACUAUAACUAACGAGCUAACGUACGAAUAUAGUAAUAUAUAAUAUCAAAAUCUCGUCCCACAAUAAUAUGGAAAUAUUGGUUCUGUAUCAAACUUUAACUAUGAAUAACCUACCCAAACUAUUAUAGACCAAGUUUUUUUUUAUCAUAUGUAAUUAUUUUAUUUUAUUUCGAAUAUGUGAAUAGUUUGUAUACGCUGUCAGUCUUAAGAGAAUCGCCCUCUUAAUGAAUGGUAUUAUAUUUAAAAAAUAUAAAACAGAAGUAUACUUUUUGUGACUGCCUACUUACAAAUUUAUAUCGAUUCAGGUCCAGACCCUAAAAUGUAAUUAAUUAAAACGAUCUCAUUGUUAUGGAAUUGUGUACAUUUAGAAACUUAAACAUUGUUAUCAUACAAGGUAUGAAGUUUAUUGAGCAUAAUUUCUUUCUUUUAUUUUUUUUGAUCGGUUAUAUACCUAUAAUGAUGUUAUUUUUUUACCAAAGAUAAGUUUCCGUUAAAAGAAUUUUAAUUAUAGACUAAACGAGUGAGCUCCGAUUAUAAUAGAAUAAGAGCCCCUACACAUUUCCGGCUUAGCCCUGACGGCUCGUGUCGACGACGCCGUUUGAGUGGCGCGGGCGCAUUGGUAAUGUGCCAAUCAAACGACGUUACCAGUACGGGUCGUCGGAGUUGACCUUAAUAAUCUGAGCACAGAUUAAUAGUGAUAUCUUUCGUACUCAGAAGUGGUACAACGGUUAGAUAAGUACCUCCAUGUAAAGGUUAAUCUGUUUAAGAUAUUUUGUAAUUUUGUGUUAUUAUUUCUGCCGCAGCUUCAGUGAAUGUUGUUCGCGCCUGUAUUUGUAAAGUUAUCAUUAUCAGUUAAAAAUUCGCUAAACACUAUGUUGAUUGGAUAAAGAAACAGUCUAUUUAAAAUGCUAAUGUUUUCUAAGAUCUAUAAAAUAAAUAUGUAUAAAUUAAAGAUUUUUACGAUAAAAAGAUGUAUUUAUGUAAAAAAUUUGAACUGUCGUUAAUUAGAAUAUUGGUUAGAAUAAAAUAUCAACGUCUAAUACAUACAUUUGAUAAGAAAACACAAUAAAAUAAUUCGAACUUUCAUAAACAUCGACAGAUUAUUUCAUUUUGCCGUUACUAUGUAAAUAAAUAUAUUUAUUUAAUGAUUA